ACCCAUUUGGAAAUCAAAGGCGCCUCCUCGUAGCAAGUUUUUAUGUGUCUGGUAGUGCAUCAACGUUGUCUCACGGCUGAUAAUCUACAAUGCCGAGGCUGCCCCCUUUGUCUAGGGGAACCUGAGAACUGCACGCAUCUCUUUGUGCAUUAAGCACAUAUAUGGUGUAAUCUGCUUAAGCACAUAUAUGGUGCAAUCUGCUGUUAUCUCCAAAUCUUGAUGUUACCAAAGAAUUUUUUUCCCUAUCGAGGUUGGUUGUUGCUUAAGCAUAAUCAGGGUAAACUGCACGCACGCACAGGCACGCGCGCACACACAAAUACAAACGCACGCCCACGCGCACGCACAGACAGAUGCCGACGCACGCACACGCCCGCCCGCACGCGUACGUGCAUGCGCACUUGCACUUGAUAUUACCUUCUACAGUCAAUAAAGUGAUAUCCAUGUGCAAACGUACGUACUGGGCAAACUAAAACGUGAGAGGAAACAUUCAGCUUCCUUUCAGUCAGCAAAUUAGAAAGAAAUGUUCAGCUUCCUUUUGGUCAGCAAAUUGCGCGGUCGGGUCGAUGGUUUUGUAUUAAGCUAAUAGGUACCCUAAACCUCACGGCAGCUGUAAGAUCCGCGCGUCAUUGUGGUGUUGUGCCCCAAUACACUGAGUUGAUUGAGAACUGACGAAAGGUCCAGCGGGAUUCCUCCUGGCCUGUGACAAUUGGGCAUUCGCCAACCACCCAGAAAAGCAUGCCAUGCCACUAGUCUAGACUAGGGCCUGAGAAUUUGUUCCUUUCAGCAUAGACCCAAGCAAGUCUCGUCUAAAAGCCACAUUAGGUGACGAGGCACCCAAGACUUGCUGGAUCGUAUCAAGUUUAUAUACACCGCAAUGGCACGCUGAUCAUGCAAGAAGAUAAUCAGAAAUAAAGCCACGAUCAGCAAGAAGCUAAUCCCAAAUGAAGCCAUUAAGCGCAUCGCUAUCUUUUGUCCUCCACCUUGCUUCGUUCCUCGUGCUCUUGCUCCACCAGCCUCAUCUUCUUGCAGCGCAGAGGCUCACAGCCGGAUCGACACUCAGCCCCCCUGGCUACAUCACCUCCCCAUCCGGGGGAUUUGCCUUCGGCUUCCGGGCCCUCGACAAUGACCCCAGCCAGUUCCUCCUUGCUGUCUGGUUCAACUUCAACCUCACCCAGGGACCUGACCCUGCACAGGAGAAGGUGGUGUGGUAUGCCAAGAACCUGGGUUCAGGCUCGGCUGUAAUGGCCACGAAGUUGUCUGUGUUCAGCAUCGGCCCGCAGCUCACCCUCACUGACAACACCGGUAGCAUAAUAUGGACGAACCCAUACCCUAGCCUACAAGCCGGCUCAAUUCUCGCGCUGCAAGACUCAGGCAACCUCCAGUUACUCGCCACCGGGGGAAUGCCCAUCACCUGGGAGAGCUUCCAGCACCCAACUGACACACUCCUCCCGGGUCAAUCCUUGGGCUCUGGAAAGGCUCUUCUGUCCAGGCGCUCCGACAUGGUCUUCUUCCCCGGCCGCUACAGCCUGCAGGUGCAAGGCGAUGGUAACAUCGUCUUGUACCUCACGAACCUUGCCACCGGCAACCUGGAUUCGCACAAUGCAUACUGGAGCACUUCCACCAACCAGCCGGACAACCAGGUCGGCAACUCGACUAUUUUCUUUGACUCAUCAGGCCAUCUGUUCUAUCGGAUCAUCAAUGACAGCACUGCACGUGACCUGAUACCCCCGCAUCGAAAGUCUAGGUUUGGUUACCACCAGUAUGCAUCACUCGAUCCAGAUGGCAUCUUCCGCAUGUACACCCGACCGAAGAGCGCCAUGGGAACGAGCAACGUGCCGUGGGCAGUCACGGGACAGUUCCCAGCUGAAGGUUGCAAGAUAAAAACCUCUCUGCAAGGUUUGUGUGGCCCCAAUUCAUACUGUGUGUAUGGUCCUAACGACCGGCUCGACUGUGAGUGCCCAAGCGGCUACUCCUAUGUCGAUUCUCAGCUCAGGUACAUGGGCUGCACACAGGGGUUCAUGCCGCAGAGUUGUGACGGGAAGAACCGCUCCGCCGAGUUUGGGGUUGUCAAGCUCCCGAACACCACUUGGGGAAACUCGCCAUAUGAAGGAUAUUCGCACACCACAGAGGAACAGUGUGCAGACUCUUGCCUAAAGGACUGCCUCUGCGCCGCUGCUAUGUAUGACGACAGUUAUUGUGCCAAGAUGGUGUCAUUGGCAGGAUUUGGACGGCAAGGAGGAGACGUCGUCAUGAAGGCAUUGAUCAAGGUGCGGACGAGCAGCCCCUCGGUGCCGGCGUCACCGAGAAGGAUAUUGCCUUAUGCACUACUUGGUGGCUCAGCAUUCCUGUUGCUGUCUGCAGUAAGUAGUCUCAUAUUACAUUGGUACCUUAGGAAGAAGAACACCAACCAUGACUUUGUGAGGGCUUACACCGCAAAAGAGCUUUACCAAGCCACCAAUGACUUUCAUAAGUUGCUAGGCAGAGGAGGCUUUGGCGAGGUCUACCAUGGGGUGUUUAAGUCGCUACACUACCCUGAGAUAGCAGUGAAGAAGCUCAUCAGCUCCAAUGAUUACAGCGAGAGGGAGUUCGCGAAUGAGGUACAGUCCAUCGGCCAGAUCCACCACAGGAACCUAGUCCGCAUGGUGGGUUACUGCAAAGAGCAGGAGCAACGGAUGUUGGUGUUCGAGUUCAUGCCAGGUGGUUCCCUUCGGAGCUUCCUAUUCCAGCCUCAGCAGCAACCGAUGUGGAGUUGGCGCGCUGAAGCAGCCCUUGGCAUUGCCAAGGGCCUGGAGUACUUACAUGAAGGAUGCGAUUAUCCAAUCAUCCACUGUGACAUCAAGCCCGACAAUAUAUUGUUAGAUAACAAGAAAAAUCCAAAGAUUAGUGACUUCGGGAUUGCCAGGCUUCUUAGUGACCAGCAGAUGCACACCACGGUGACCAACAUCAGGGGCACGAGGGGGUAUAUUGCUCCUGAGUGGUUCCAAAGCGACAGGCGCAUCGACACCAAGGUUGAUGUGUACAGCUUCGGUGUUGUGCUAUUAGAAAUGAUAUGCUGCCGGAAGUGCCAGGAGCCGGUGACCGGGCUGGAUGGUGACGAUUCGGUCACACUGUUUUGGUGGGCUGAUCAGUUGGUCUGUCAUGGCAAGAUUGAAAUUUUGUUGCAUAAUGAUGACGACGCCAUUGAGGAUUUGGUCAGAGUGGAGAGGUUCGUGCGUGUUGCACUCUGGUGCAUUGAGCAGAAUCCUUCGCUCCGUCCGACAAUGCACCAGGUGGUGCAGAUGCUGGAAGGCGUGGUUGAGGUAGACACUCUACCUGCUCCUACAAGCUCCAACAGUUCAUCGCCGUUGACCUCUUCGGUCAAAGAGAGCACUCUGUUGCCAGGUGGUGUUAAUCUUGAGAUAGAGUGAUGUUCUGAUAGGCUGCAGUUCCAAAAUGAUUUUUAUCUUACUUUUCACCAAUGCUAAUUGUUUCGCCAUUGUGUAACUCUAGAUGGUGUAGCUAGACAUCAAUCAUGCCUUGUAGCUAUUACAUGUCUUCUAGUAAGUAUUCAUCCAUUGUGCUCCACUUAUGCAUUAAUCCUUUGGUUUGAGCACUAAUUCAUCAUGUUUGUUUAACCUUUUUGAAGUCACAGGAUAUUUUUCCUGGGUUCAAAUU
Molecule: messenger RNA, 3654 nt
Organism: Hordeum vulgare subsp. vulgare (domesticated barley)
Lineage: Eukaryota; Viridiplantae; Streptophyta; Magnoliopsida; Poales; Poaceae
Product: G-type lectin S-receptor-like serine/threonine-protein kinase LECRK3
Exons: 1
Coding region: 942-3407 (821 amino acids)
Biological process (GO): protein phosphorylation
Molecular function (GO): protein serine/threonine kinase activity; ATP binding
Source: RefSeq, a predicted model, not a curated record